This is a messenger RNA of Polyodon spathula (Mississippi paddlefish), 1886 nucleotides long. Its product is annotated as guanine nucleotide-binding protein-like 3. Gene Ontology annotation, molecular function: GTP binding. The coding region runs from base 57 to 1751 and encodes 564 amino acids. The record is from RefSeq and is a predicted model, not a curated record. Gene Ontology annotation, cellular component: nucleolus. NCBI's taxonomy places the organism in Eukaryota, Metazoa, Chordata, Actinopteri, Acipenseriformes, Polyodontidae. The transcript is spliced from 15 exons.
UUUUACACGUGGUGACCAGUGAUCGUUAAGAGACUGCAGCGAACAGGAGGGCAAGAAUGAAGAGGCCAAAGUUAAAGAAAGCAAGCAAACGUGUGACAUGCUCCAAACGUUAUAAAAUACAGAAAAAGGUCCGUGAGCACAACAAGAAGCUCAGAAAAGAAUCAAAAAAGCAAAAGAUACGGAAGGUGAAGAAAGAUCCAGGAAUACCCAAUGCCGCUCCUUUUAAAGAAGAGAUCCUCAGAGAAGCAGAGCACAGAAAGUUACAGCUCGAAGAACUGAAAGAAAAACAGAAGCUCGCCAAACAGAAGCAACGGGCAAAGAAAAGAAAACUUGAAGCUGAAAAUAAAGACCCAGCAACUAAAGCUAAAAAAGCAAAAAAGGAACAAACUGUCAAGAAACAGCUGAAGUCUACCAGCAAUAAAGAUAAAAACUCAAAAACAUUAUUCUGCAGUGAACUGAAAAAGGUCAUUGAAGCCUCAGAUGUCAUCCUUGAGGUUCUGGAUGCCAGGGACCCUCUCGGUUGUCGUUGUCCACAGUUGGAAGAGACAAUCUUGAACUUGGAAGGAAAAAAGAAACUCAUUUUGGUUUUAAAUAAAAUUGAUUUGGUGCCCAAGGACAAUGUGGAGAAAUGGCUGAAGUAUCUUCAGAAUGAAUUUCCAACUGUGGCCUUCAAAGCAUCGACACAGCUUCAGGACAAAACCGUGCAACAAAAGAAGCGUAGAGCUGCAAGUGGAGCUGUUGAUUUAAGUAAAGGUGUGACAUGUCUUGGGAGUGACGUCCUCUUGCAGCUACUGGGAGACUACUACCGGUCUCGAGGGACAGACGAUGCCAUAAAGGUUGGAGUUGUGGGCUUUCCAAAUGUGGGGAAAAGCAGCUUAAUAAACAGUAUGAAAAAAGUGAGAGCUUGUCAUGUGGGAAUAUCAAGAUGUACUACAAGGUGUAUGCAGCUGGUGCACGUUGAUAAAAGUGUGAAGAUGCUCGAUAGCCCCGGUAUCAUAGCGGGUUCAUUAAACUCUGCGGUUUCUUUGGCGUUAAGAAGUGCAUCAGAGAUGGAGAAGUUGGGAGAGCCGCUAGAGGCAGUCCAUGCCCUACUGAAACACUGCAAUAAGCAGCAGGUAAUGCUGCAGUAUAAUAUUCCUAACUACAGAAAUUCCCUGGAAUUUUUAACACUGUUUGCCAUGAAGCGGGGUUCUCUGAAAAAAGGUGGUGUUCCUGACACACAGAAAGCUGCAGAGACCCUGUUGAAUGACUGGACUGGGGCUAAACUGAGCUACCAUUCUAAACCCCCUGAGCAACACAAAUUUCCCUCUCGCCUCUCUGAAACUGAUGUAGCAGAAAGGCUGAAGGAAUGGGGGAUGGAAAAGCUAGAACAAGGCAACUUGAACACCAUCAAAAAUGUGAAGUGUCCCAACAUGGCGAGCAGCAUCGUAUUUCAUUCUACAGGCCCAACUGAUGGAGUUCUGGAAGAGGGAGAGGUGAAGGAGCCAGAUGAAGGGGAAGAUGAAGAUGUGGAGCUUGGUAGUGAGGAGGACGUUGAGGAGGAGGAGGAGGAGGAGGAGGAGGAGGAGCUGGAGCUGGAUGAAAUCAAACCCAAUGUCAAGAAAGUGGAGAAACCAUCAAAUGGUAAAUUAGAAGAAAAGAAAACUGGGGAGCAGUCAAGACUGCAGUCACAGGUGGUAUCCAUUAGCAUAGACUUUUCUUCAUCCAAGAAAGAUGAUGAUGCAUAUGACUUUAACACAGACUUCAAUUAAAUUCGCGUUUACCAGAGAGCUUCCUUCAUUGGAAGCAAACGCUAGUGAAACAACAAACUGUCCCAGUUCUUCCAUGGCCUGUAUACUCACCAGACAUGUCACCCAUUAAGCAUGUUUUGGGAUGCUCUGGAUCGA